UCAGGAUUCCGCUCGGCAAACAAAUCAGUAUGAGACAUCCAGCUAGAUGCUACUCUUCUGUCCUCCUCCUCCUCGUCCUCUCCAUGAGCUCAGAUCAGAGGUCAAACACAGACAACAAGAAGCCAAUCUGCGAUCACUGCAACCAGCAGCUGUCCUGUAACUGCUCCUAUGGGGGAUUUACCAGUGUUCCCACUGUAACAGGCGAUGCCCUGAGUCUCGACCUUUCCUUUAACAGCAUAACAGUGGUGACGGAUGAUGACCUGAUGGGCCACAUGCCACUGAAGGCUCUGGAUCUUCACAGUAAUGGGUUAGCUGAGAUCCAUCCAUUCGCUUUUGACUCUCUGUGGAACCUGGAACAACUGGAUCUGUCUGACAACCAGCUGAUUGUUCUCAACCACAAAUGGUUCAGGAAGUUGAAAGCUCUGCAGCAGCUCAACCUGCUCAACAACCCAUACAGUUACCUAGGUUCUCCUCCAGUAUUUGGAGCCCUCGUUAGACUGAGGAAGCUGGCCUUUGGAGGUCCUGCUCUAGAGGAGCUGAGGCGAGGAGAUUUUUCUGGAGUCACUCAGCUGGAGGAGUUAACUGUUCAUGCCAACAACCUGACCAGAUAUGACUCUGGUACAUUAGCAGACAUUUGGCCACUGGGUUGUGUCACUUUGGCUCUCCAUGGUCCAUUUUUUAAAAAUUCGCUUUUGGCCGGGGCUAUGAUUCGUGACGUGUCGUACCCUGAGACACCCAUCACUCUCAAAGACAUCCAUCUGAUUGGAAUUCAGUCUGUUCAGCCUUUCAGAGAGGCAGCCCGCAAGAGGAUCAGGCAUUUGACCAUAUCUAACAUUUCUCUGUCUGAUGAGGCUAUGGCCGAUUUCCUGAUGGUAUUUGAUAAAGCUCCACUGAACAUACUUGCCAUAGAAGAUGUCACGCUGACAGGCGAAGGCAGGUGGGAGCGAGCCAACAGGAGUGAUCACAGAAGCAUAGACGAGUUCUUCAUCCGUAACCUUGUGGUCCUGGAUGUCUAUAAAUUUACCUCACUCAUACAAUUGGGUUUUCUGUUGGAGUAUCCCAGGAGGAUGUCUGUGAUAAACUCCAAGAUGUUUGUGAUGCCCUGUAUCACAUCUCAUCUGCUGAAAAACCUGCAGUACCUGGACCUAUCUGACAACCUCCUGACUGACCUGACUCUAGUGGAGACACUUUGCGAUACAAUAGAAACUUUGAAGGAAAUUCGAGUUUUAAACUUCAGUGGAAACGCUUUGAAGUCUUUGUCCACCGUGAGCCGACUGGUAACAAAGUUUUCUAAACUGACACACCUGGACAUCAGUAGGACUGGUUACAGUUUCAUGCCCUCAAGCUGCCCCUGGCCUUCCACCCUGCGGUUCCUCAACAUCUCUGGGGCUAAGCUCACAACCGUUACUCCCUGUCUGCCCAAAACCCUGGAGGUGUUGGAUCUGAGCAACAAUAACCUUAAUGAUUUCAUUCUGCUUCUGCCUGUGCUCAGAGAGCUUCACCUCUCUGGCAACAAGUUCCUCAGGGUGCCCUCUGGGCUGUCCUUUCCCAAUCUGCAGACCCUGACCAUCAAGUCAAACACCCUGAACGUGUUUGGAAAAUCAGACCUCCAGUCAUACCAGCGACUUGAAAACAUCCAGGCAGGUCAGAACAAGUUUGUCUGCUCCUGUGACUUUGUCAGCUUCCUCCAAAUGGAACUUAAAGGAGGUGGAGGCAUGAAGUUAACAGAUGGAGUGGACAGCUACAUCUGCGACUCCCCUCUCUACCUGCAGGGACAACUUGUGGAUGAAGUCCGACUCUCUGUUGUCAUGUGCCAUCAGGUUUUAUUUGUGUCAGUGAGCUGUGGGUUGGCGCUGUUUGUAGCAGUUUUGCUGUCUGUGGUGCUGUGGCGCAUCCACGCCUUUUGGUACCUGAAGAUGAUUUGGGCGUGGGUCAAGGCCAAGCGUAAUUCUCGACGCCGGCAACAACGCAGAGAUGCUGCAGACUCAGAAGCACUGAUAUCCUUUGAUGCCUUUGUUUCCUACAGUGAAAGAGAUGCUAGCUGGGUGGAAAACUUCUUGGUACCUGAGCUGGAGGAACCAAGCGAGAUCAACUCUGGGGCCAACUCCACAUCUCCCCAGCCUUUGACUCUCUGCCUCCACAAACGGGACUUCCUUCCCGGGCAAUGGAUUGUGGACAAUAUUAUCAGCGCUAUCGAACGCAGUCGGAGGACCGUCUUCAUCCUCUCUGAGAAUUUUGUUCACUCUGAUUGGUGCCGAUAUGAGCUAGACUUCUCCCACUUCUGGCUUUUCGAUGGGCCCGCCGGCAGUGAAGCGGCCAUCUUGAUCCUGCUAGAGCCACUGUCCAAGGAUGACAUCCCCAAACGCUUUUACAAAUUGCGCAAGCUCAUGAGCUCCACCACCUACCUGGAGUGGCCACAGGAGGAGGAGAAGAGGGAGGAGUUCUGGACGAGUCUGCGCAAUGCUUUGAGAGGAGAAGAUGAGUAAAAGAGCAGAAUAAAGAAUUGGAAGAUUGGGAAAAGAGAUGGAUAAAGAGGAAUGCACCGGAAGGCUGAAUAAAAAUCAAACAAUUGAAAAAGACAAAAGGAGGAAAUUAAAGGGACAAUAGCAUUUUAACCAGCUGAGGUCCAAGUGUGCAUUAGUGACAACCACAGCCUUAGUUCCAAACCCUGUGUUCUGGAGAAAAGCAAAAUAGAUCAUCCCACUGAAUGGUCCAGGACACAUCUCCAGAAGGAAACCCCCCCUCCACCUACUAGGAUGUCAUUACCAUCUUAUCACAUGGUAUUCAUAUCAUCCUACUGAAGUUUUGCUAGUAAUAGUAGUAUAUUUCAAGGUGAAAAUAAUGACAAAAGUCCACAUUUGCAUGGUAGGUGGACAAGUCUCAUGAACUUUAAAGCACUGACAAUACACAUGUGUCUUCAUAUUAUAGUUAUGAAAGCAUGCUGACGUUUUGCUUGUAAUGUGAUGAAAUGGACACUUGGGAGAGCAGGUGGUGUAUUUAUAUUGCAGCCUGAGGAGGUGCACAAGUAAACACAGAAAGUGUCACCCACUGCCUUUGUGUUCUGUUAUUGUUUUAUUUUAUUUUAUUUGUUUUUAAAUGAGAACUUACUGUAAUUAAAUUCAGGGAUGCAAUGACAAAAAUAAAAAUGUUAAUAAAUACAUGUGUUGUAUAAACAACUGGGCCAAAUG
Archocentrus centrarchus (flier cichlid) is the source of this 3188-nucleotide messenger RNA. Its product is annotated as toll-like receptor 2. The transcript has 12 exons. Gene Ontology annotation, cellular component: signaling receptor complex; plasma membrane. The record is from RefSeq and is a predicted model, not a curated record. Bases 30 to 2486 code for a protein of 818 amino acids. Gene Ontology annotation, molecular function: triacyl lipopeptide binding; protein binding; transmembrane signaling receptor activity. NCBI's taxonomy places the organism in Eukaryota, Metazoa, Chordata, Actinopteri, Cichliformes, Cichlidae. Gene Ontology annotation, biological process: immune response; toll-like receptor signaling pathway; inflammatory response.